AUGGGUAUCAGUAAUCCAAUUCCAAGGAGUUUAAGGAGUGAGUCAAAGAAAGCAGCAAAGACUUUGACGUCAUUCAUCAAACCCAAUCAAAUUGCUGGCCCUGAUCAAAUUAUACCUCCUAGGAUAUUGAAGAAUGCCAAGGGGCUAGCUGUCAUAACAGUUUUGAAAGCAGGGUUCCUCUUCUCAGGAAGGGCAGGCUCGGGUGUCAUUGUAGCACGUUUACCUGAUGGAUCCUGGUCGCCACCUUCAGCAAUUGUAACUGCCGGUGCAGGUGCCGGUGGUAUGAUCGGUGCUGAAUUGACAGAUUUUGUGUUUGUUUUAAACACAAAAGCUGCCGUCGAUACAUUUGCGCAAUUGGGUUCCGUUACAUUGGGUACAAAUGUAUCAGUUGCAGCUGGUCCUCUUGGUAGAAGUGCAGAAGCUGCAGGUACAGCAUCAUUGAGUUCUGUUUCCGCGGUUUUUGCAUACUCCAAAACCAAAGGAUUAUACGCUGGUAUUUCAUUGGAGGGUUCAGUAUUGAUGGAAAGAAGAGAAGCCAAUAGGAAGUUUUAUGGAAGUAAUUGUAAAGCAAGAAAUAUUUUAGCCGGACAAGUCGACACUCCACCUGCUUGUGAUUCACUUAUGAGGGUCUUGAAUUCAAGGGUGUUUAACAAUAGAAUUGAUUACGAUGACGAAGACUUCUACAACGACGACUAUUAUGACGAUAUUCCUGAUGAGUUUUCCGACACAACAUCAGAAUAUUCAGAUCGUCGUCGCGGAAGUGCAGCUGGAGUACGAGGAGGAGGUGGAAGGAGAAGAAGAAGAUAUUCAGAUGAUUAUUCAGAUGAUGACUAUUAUUCAGAGGAUGAUGAUGACUACUAUGGAGGCCGAAGAGGAGGAGGAGCAGCAGGAGCAGCAGGAGGAAGAAGAGAUCGGAAGUACGACGAUUAUGACCACUAUGACCACGGUCGAGGAGAUAAGAGAUAUGACGACUACGAUGGUGGGAGAAGAGAAAGAAGAUCCCGAGCCAAUACUGCUUCGAGUUUAGGGGGAGGGGGAGGCUUAUCGUCAGGUGGAAGAACUCCUUCCAGCAGCAAAACUGGAUCUGGUUGGGAAGAUGACAUAUAUGACUCGGGAUACAAUGGUAAAACAAGAUCGAGGGGUAAUAGCGAUGUCGAUAGACUAAAUGCUCGGUUGGGAAGUACGAGGUUAUCUCCAAAUAAGUCAAGUGGAGGAGCUCCUUCAAGACCACUGACUCUUUCUAAGCCUAAUUUUGGCAGUGCACCAAAAUCCAAUGCCUCGCAAGCUAUUGCCUUGUAUUCAUUUAAGGGUGAACAAAGCGGCGAUUUGGCAUUCAAGAAGGGAGACGUCAUUGAUAUUUUGAAGAAAACAGACACGGUUGAUGAUUGGUGGACCGGAAGAAGCAAUGGAUUGACUGGAAUUUUCCCCGCCAACUAUGUCGAACUCAUUUAA
Molecule: messenger RNA, 1452 nt
Organism: Lodderomyces margitis
Lineage: Eukaryota; Fungi; Ascomycota; Pichiomycetes; Serinales; Debaryomycetaceae
Exons: 2
Coding region: 1-1452 (483 amino acids)
Biological process (GO): actin cortical patch localization; actin filament bundle assembly
Cellular component (GO): actin cortical patch
Molecular function (GO): phosphatidylinositol binding; actin filament binding
Source: RefSeq, a predicted model, not a curated record